CCGUAUUGAAACGUACAAACAUUUAAAUUUUAUUAUUGUAUACGAAAGAUUGAUGUUCUACAUUUAAUUAAUGCAUUUUACUUUAAAAAUAAAAUAUAAAUCAUAAUGAAAAAUUGUAAGUGGUUGAAUUUUAUUGGGAAUCAAAUAAAAUUUUAAAUUAGGUAAAACGAAAACUCAAAAAUAAUACACAAAAAUAAAUAUCUAAUUUUUCUUAAUACGUAUGAAAAAACCUUAAACAUCGAACAUUUCUAUCCAGAUGGAGUAUACUGGAAUUUUAUCCACUACAAAAUUACAUAAAGGUUCUUGAGACUGCAAGCCUUAGAUCUUUCAGCUUGGACUUGUCAAAGCCUGAUGGUGGACAUCAGUUUAGAAUUUUUUUUUUAACUUCUAUAUUGAAAUGUAUAUGCAUAUACAAUGGUAGUAUGUACGUGUAGUUGUUAUAAGUUGAAGGGUUCAAGGCUUCAAGCUUUUCUUUUGCAAUACCUUUUAAUCUUAUUAUGAAUGUAUAUACGAGCAUAUAUAUAAGAUGUUUCAUCAAAUAUGAUGCAGCUUUAAGAUAUGUUAAAUUAAAUACAUGCUAGUAUAUACAUUCAUAAGAUUGAAAGCUAUACAUGCAUUUUUCAGUUAAAAACCAGACAUCUGUAAAUCAUCCAGUUGGAAAAUAUAGUAUAAGGUCAAAUAGUAGAGUAAAUAUGUUGCAAUAAAAAUAAGACAUGGUCGUUGACCUUUCGGUUUUAAGUUGGCAAUAUAGUUAGUGGUACCAAAAAAAAGUUGGCAAUAUAGUUAAUAAUAUGUGGUCAAAUGGUCAAUUAAUAUUUUACUAUAAAAAUUAAGAUACAAUUUUUUCUUUUGGAAAUUAGUUUUGACCUUAGCUUGACCAUAAUUUUUUUAUAUAUGUCCAUGCAGUUGUUUCCCCUUUCUUCAUCUUGAUCUUUUUCUCGAACUCUCUGAUCAGAAUUCUUUUUGUAUAAAACAUUUCUAAAGAAAUGGCCAAAGAAAUUGCUUUUGAUGUUACCGGAAACAAAAUCUCUAAUUCCAAUGGUGAUACUUUCAUUCUGCUAAUCGAUCAUGAAAUUGCAUCGAUCUCUCCUCUCACUUCAAUGCUUCAACAACUUUCCCACAAGGUGAUAAGUGUCAAUGUGGCAAGUGAGGCUGUAUCGAUGCUCAAAAAACAGAUGGAUAUCGUACUUGUCAUCGCCAACACUGAAAUGCCGCAUAUAGAUUCACAUUCCUUCUACACUUCUUUGCUGACCAGAGACAUUCCUUUAAUAUUGAUCAGUCCAGAGGGAAAGAAAGCUAAACCAUCAAACUCUUUGGAAAAAAGAGCGUGUUAUCUCCUAGAGAAGCCUAUUUCUGAAAAAGAUAUCAACAACAUGUUGCAGCAUGUCUUAUCUAAUAAGAGCCAAAAGUUAACAAAAAUCAGCAUACCUAAAAGUGGAGGGGGCAAUAAGGAGGAACGUAUAAAUCAGAUGAAAGCUUUCAGAGAAAACCUUAAGAGACAGUGUCCAUCAUCUUUUCUAGGAAAACCAUUGUUGAAAAAAUCAGCGUACCAAGAAAGAAGAAAUAUAGCAAAUGUUGAAAGGAAAAACAAAACUGUGUAUCCUGUUGAGUUUGAAAAUAAGAGAAAUGAAGGAAAUAAUAUAGAUAGUAACACAGGAAUACGCAACAAUUUCUGGACUUAUGAGCAUCAGAUGAAGUUCUUUUCUGCUGGCUCUAACUUGGGUGAAAAAGGUACGAUUUUUAUUUCAUUUUAUUCUCAUCCAAAAUCCUUAUUGGGGAUUAUUAAUGAUCGAACAUCGAAGAAUGAAUAUCCUUUCACAUUAUCCAACAUAGCAAAGAAUUUCUUUGCAGAUAAGAACCGGAUUAAGGAGAGGGAUACAAUGGCGCUAAAGUUUUAUCAAGGAACAAAAAUGGACUUAAGCCGUACCUCUUGGUUUGGUAAUAUACCAAACAGUUCAUCCAUGGAAGCAGAUCGUGUACCUGCGGCCACAAGUAACAUCCCACCUUGCAACAUUUCUCCCACUGAUACUGUUAGCCAUACCAAUCUGGUUUCAACUAGCUUAAACGAUAACAAUUUACUUGGCCAUUCUGGUUUGCCAUCAAGCGUUGGUGCAUCUAACUCAGGUAAUGCGACUCGUCUUGAAACCAACAUAGAAGAUAUAAGCCAAUUUCAACAAGAUGCAUGUUAUGAUAUUCCGAUUGAAGAUUUGAUUUCUUUUGACACUGACGUUCAUGAGAUGGACAUGCAGCAUGUGUUAGGAAAUAAUGGUUCUUCUGAGGUGAAUAUUUUGCCCAACACUCAUGUCGGCCAUGAGGAUUGACGACAAGUUUUAAAUGAUAUAUGUUUAUUAGUGAUAAAGAAUAAAAGAAUAAACCAAGACAAGUUUUAAAUGAUAUUGGACUUGUUUUAUAUAUUGCAAGUGCAUUUUACAUAAAUAAAAAACAAUAUAUUGCAUGAACAUUUUAUAUUCGUUUUAUAUGUCAAAAAUACAUAUCAUACUAGUGCAUGUGCAUUAUUUACAUAUAUAUAAUAACAAUGUAGAUUUCAUAAUUUCUUUAGACUCUCAGUAAUCUUCAGGUAAAUGCGUAUUCAAACACUUAGUUAUAAUUAUAUAUCUCAUUAACUUUGGUUUGUUCAUAUUUUAUGUUUUCUUGGUUGUAAUUUAGAACGGAUGAAGGCUA
Brassica napus (rape) is the source of this 2682-nucleotide messenger RNA. RefSeq names its product putative two-component response regulator-like APRR6. The transcript has 6 exons. NCBI's taxonomy places the organism in Eukaryota, Viridiplantae, Streptophyta, Magnoliopsida, Brassicales, Brassicaceae. The record is from RefSeq and is a predicted model, not a curated record. The coding region runs from base 987 to 2321 and encodes 444 amino acids. Gene Ontology annotation, biological process: phosphorelay signal transduction system.